GCACGUUAUAGCCUGCCAGACGAGACGUGAUUCAGUUAACCGUGAGCAAACACAAGUCACACGCCGUCAGAGCUGGACAGCGUUAACAUUCGAAACCUGACGGGACUCACUGGAAGGCAUCACCUCACAGGAAGGAUCAAAAUGAAACCCAUCAACGCCUCAGACCCUGAGGACGACAGCGUUGUGAGCAAUGACACCGCCACGAGCUUGGGCGCCCUCAUCCUCAGCCUGGUCUUCCUCCUGGGCGUCCCGGGCAACUUCUUCAUCGUCUGGAGCAUCCUGGUGCGCGUCCGGCGACGCUCGGUCACCACCCUCCUCAUCCUCAACCUGGCCUUCGCCGAUGGAUUCCUCAUGGCCCUCACCAUCUUCUUCAUCAUCUACCUGGCCAAGCAGACGUGGGUCUUCGGCGACGUCAUGUGCAAGGGCCUGUUCUACCUGUGCAACGCCAACAUGUACGCCUCCAUCUUCCUCAUCACGCUGAUGAGCGUGCACAGGCUGGUGGCCGUGCUGUUCCCACGGAAACUGCCCCAACUGUUCACCGAGAAGAUCGUGAGGAGGGUGGUCCUCUGCAUGUGGGCGAUGGUGAUGGUGUUCGCCAUCCCCUCGCUGGUGUUUCGAGAUGUGAGAGACGACCUAGACGAGCACGGCAAAGUCAGGAUGGUGUGCGCGCCCAAUCACACGCUGCCUCGAUAUGUGAGGUUUCAGUACGCGUUCGAGACGGUGUCGGGAUUCAUUCUCCCCUACGCGGUCAUCAUAACCAGCUACGUCCUCAUCCUGAGACGCCUGAGACAGACCAAGUUCAGACGGGCGGUCCGCAGCGAGAAGCUCAUCCUGGCCAUCGUGGUGAUGUUCGGCCUGUUCUGGCUGCCGUACCACGUCAUCAACAUGGUGCAGGUGGCGGCUGAGUGGUACGAGGAGGGUUCAAAACAAAGAGAAAUAUUGGACACAAUCACCCAGUCAAGCCGUGCCGUGACCUCAGCUCUGGCCUUCAUCAGCAGCUGCGCCAACCCCGUGCUCUACACCUUCGCCGGGAAAUCCUACAUGAGGAAGAACGGCUUCGGCUUCAUGGCGAAGCUCUUCGAGGGCACCUCGUCGGAACAGAGCGCGGCCAAAGCCAGCCGGGUGUUGGCCACGGACAGAACGGUUUUCAGUAACGGCGACACCCUAAACGACAGCGUCGCUUACACUGCACAAAACGGAAGCGUGGACGAAACUUAACUCUGGCGUGGAAUCGGAGUCUGAAAUCAAAAAUGUGUGCAGCUGUGGAGUGGGGCUGUUGCAGAGGCUUGGUUUUUGUGAAAGAUUAGUCUGAGUGGAGAUCAGGGAUCAAAUUUAAUUAUCUCUACGUGCGUCUGUACAGUACAUGAGGUCUGUAAAUACUCUCUACAUUUUUACAAACAGUAAAUAAUAAUGUUAUUAAUAACUGCAACACACAGCCCUGUAUUUAUUGCUUACAAUUGCAUUGUCAGAAAAUCAGCAACAUUUAUGAACACACAUCAUUUAAAGAAACUCCUCCAAUCUCCUAACAAAUACAUCGUGGUAUUAAGUCAGAUCCACUCUUGAAAUACUUGAUUACAUCUUAUUUUCUCCUCUGAAAUGUUUGGAGCUGGACUCUGACAACACAGUCUAUGAAAAUCUGACAUGAAAUGUUGAGAUACAAAGUUUAAUUUCUAUAUAUUUUUGUAAUUUUUUUUUUUUUGUCAGAGUUGCUAUUUUUUUACAAAAAAAGAAAGAUUACUGUGUGUGAGAAUGAAAGUUCUUUGUUUUUUUUGCAAGGUGCCGAUCUCAGCUUGCGUCCUGACUUGAGAUGAGUUUUACACUGUAUGCAUGUCGCUUUUAAAGAGCUGUACUUUUGUUUUGUGAUUUAAAUUUUCAGUAUUUUAUGGCUCAGUAAAUCUGAAAACGAUGCUUGAGUUCAGACGUUUUUCUAAUAUGACACUACAAACUGUUUUUGUAGGACCAGUAUUUACUUGGAUCUGUUGGUGGAAAUGGGAGUAUUCACAGCUCUCCACCAAAGACAGGCUUUUAUGUUUUUAUGUUUUCAUGUUUUUAUGUUGAACUUAUGGAUUCCUAGCCUCUCCUAGGCUACAUUCAUUUACAUUUCCAUGGACUCCUGUGUUCAACUAAUGGUCAUAAUAAUAAUAGGCCGAUCAGGAAAACCCUCGAUUGGUUCAAUCUGUAAGUAUUAACGAAUAAUAACCAUGUAAAUAUGUGUUAGUAUUGUUUACAGUCUGCUUAGAAUAAACACUAUUUAAAGACA
Messenger RNA from Mugil cephalus (flathead mullet), 2260 nucleotides. RefSeq names its product leukotriene B4 receptor 2b (gene ltb4r2b). The transcript is spliced from 5 exons. The record is from RefSeq and is a predicted model, not a curated record. Gene Ontology annotation, biological process: complement receptor mediated signaling pathway; phospholipase C-activating G protein-coupled receptor signaling pathway; positive regulation of cytosolic calcium ion concentration. Gene Ontology annotation, cellular component: plasma membrane. Bases 142 to 1218 code for a protein of 358 amino acids. Lineage: Eukaryota; Metazoa; Chordata; Actinopteri; Mugiliformes; Mugilidae. Gene Ontology annotation, molecular function: complement receptor activity; leukotriene receptor activity.